UCUCUCUCUCUCUCUCUCUCUCUCUCUCUCUCUCUCUCUCUCUCUCUCUAGAAUCCACAUUUUUAUAUAUAAAUCCUUACCCAUCUCAGCUAGGAAUUCCAUUUCCUUAGAUUUUUAUUGAGGAGUGGAAUAACCAAGAAAGAGAAAAGAGGAGAGGGACCUUUAGGAAGAGAAGAGAGCCAGAGAGAGAAGAUUUGCUUAGCCUCUGUGUUCAUCAUGUACAUAUAUUCUUCUUCUUAGAUCUUUGUUUUGCUCCAAUUUUCCCAUCUGGGUGCUAUUAAAAUGGUGUUCUGGAUUGAGUUUUGAUUGAUGCAUGAAGGAUCCGAUGUUCCUCGAUUUAGUUUAACAAUUCCCACCUCAUAUCUGAUCGGUAUCCUUAACUGGGUUCUGCCUAAUUUUCUGGUUAAGAAAAGAUGGCAUCAGAUCUCGGUAAGCUCUUCAUUGGUGGAAUUUCUUGGGACACGGAUGAGGAUCGCCUUAAAGAAUAUUUUGGGGCAUAUGGAGAAGUGGCGGAGGCAGUGAUCAUGAGAGAUCGCACGACUGGCCGUGCUCGUGGCUUUGGUUUCAUUGUCUUUGCCGAUCCUGCUGUUGCACAAAGGGUGGUUAUGGAAAAGCAUACGAUAGAUGGUCGAGCUGUGGAAGCUAAGAAGGCUGUCCCACGGGAUGAUCAGCAGAUAAUAAAUAGAAACACCAGCAGCAUUCAAGGAUCACCAGGUCCUGGUCCUGGACGCACAAAAAAGAUUUUUGUUGGAGGUUUAGCAUCAACAGUAACUGAGGGUGACUUUAAGAAGUAUUUUGAUCAGUUUGGUACAAUUACCGAUGUUGUGGUGAUGUAUGACCACAACACCCAAAGGCCAAGAGGCUUUGGAUUCAUCACAUAUGACUCAGAAGAAGCAGUGGAUAGAGUAUUGCAUAAAACCUUCCAUGAACUCAAUGGUAAAAUGGUUGAGGUCAAGCGAGCAGUUCCCAAGGAGCUAUCUCCAGGACCCAGUCGGAGCCCUCUGGUUGGAUAUAACUAUGGUUUCAGUAGAGCCAACAACAUCCUUAACAACUAUGCUCAGGGGUAUAAUUUAAGCUCGAUCGGCGGCUAUGGGAUUAGGACAGAUGAUAGGUUUAAUCCAAUUGCUAGUGGUCGUGCUGGGUUCUCUCUGUUUGCUUCUCCUGGCCAUGGAAUGGGUGUUAAUUUAGAGCCUCGGUUGAGUCCGAGCUUUGGAGUAACCUCCAACUAUAGUAACAAUGGAUAUGGUCGGGUUUUGAGCCCUUAUUACAGUGGCAAUUCAAAUAGGUAUGGUACUCCUCUUGGAUAUAGUGGUAAUAACAGCCGAGGUGAGUAUUUAUUAGGCUCAUUGACUCAGAAUGCAUGGGGAAAUGGUGGCCUUAAUAAUUCUGCCAGCACUGCUAUCUCUCGUACUUACGUGGGCUCUGGAAGUGGGAGAUCCGGAGAAUUUGUGGACAGCAGAACAAAUUGGGGUUCUUCUCCUAUAUCUGUUCAGGGUGGUGGCAAUUCUUCUGGCUUUAGUAGUGGGAAUAUUGGCAGUAGGGUUUGGGAAAACUAUUAUGGGUUGGAAGCUGGUGGACUUGGAAGAAACAGUGGAACAGGUGUAACCAUGUCAUCAUCAAUUGCUGCAUCAAGUGGUGGUUAUGAAGGGUCUUAUGGGGAUUUGUAUCGCAGUGGUUCAGUGUAUGGUGAUCCUACUUGGCAGCCUGCAUCCUCUGAGCUAGAUGAUUCUGGCCCAUUUGGAUAUGGGAUUGGCAGUGCAGCAGAUACCACGGCUCAUGAUUCUGAGGGCUAUAUUGGAAGUUAUAGUAUUGCAAAUAAACAGUCGAAUAGAGGAAUUGCUGCAUAGGAGAUUUUGUUAUUUGGAUAUCAGAAGUUAAUUGUAGGAGAAAAGACUUCUGUGAAUCAGGUGCAGUUACACACCUAUUCCUAGUGGAAAUAUCAGCUUAUAAGGAAAUUGAUCAUAUUGACCUAAUGGUGAUUCUUGAUUUGAAGUAUACAUAUUCUGAGAGAGCAAUUGUAUGGGAUUUUGUGAAGGUUUGAGAUUUGUUUCUUCUAUAUGAAAUUAGGUUCGCUACUUGCAUUUUGAGACGUAAUACCAGAUUGCGGGAUAUACUCAGAAGGAUCUUUUCCUGUUAUGUGUUGUGCAUCUCUUCAACAUGAUACUACUGCUGGUACUACAUCAAAUAACAGAUUUUUAAUUUUUUUUGGGAUAUUCUUUUAUCAUUUUGUCCACUGUAUUGUCUGGCAAAGUAGCUGGUGCUUGUCCGUAUACUUUUUUUUCUUUCAUUUCAGGAUUUGUUUGUCUCGAAUUGUAUGUGAGAUUCUGAAUGAUUUAUUAGUGUGAAACAUUAGAGGGAUACCUGCUCAGGAUCCCCGAUAUUAAGUAACUGAAUAUUCUGAUUCAUUUUCGUCAGAGAUUGUCUGUUUAACUAGUUUAAACUUGAUUUGGGUAUAAAUAGAUGUUGUGUAUGACAUAUUUGUUCAUUUGACAUUGAUUUGCUUGCCCAGCACUGCCAGUUCCUUCUCUUUUGAUGGUGUAACAACUUGGUCAUUGAAUAGUUCAAGCACUUCUCACUGUCAUGGACAAAGGUCAUCCAAGUUGACUCAAAAGGAGGAGGGGAAGGGUCAAAAGGACAGUCUUACUAAGCAAAAGGGUAGCAGGCAAAACGGAGCUUUUCUUUCGCUCUAGUUGGCUUUUGGUCAAUCAGGUCACAUGAUACUUCGUUUUGUUGAAGAAACAGGUAGAUAAUCUAACUGGAAUAGAACUCCUUG
Ilex paraguariensis (yerba mate) is the source of this 2773-nucleotide messenger RNA. The record is from the annotation of a GenBank genome assembly. NCBI's taxonomy places the organism in Eukaryota, Viridiplantae, Streptophyta, Magnoliopsida, Aquifoliales, Aquifoliaceae.